UAGAAAUCUAGAUCUAAUCUAGAUCUAACUAAAUAGAAUUAGACGAGAUCUAGUCUAGAUUUAGAAUUUAGAUAUACUCUGGUCUACUCUGAUGAAGAUUGCUAGAUCUAGAAAAUCUAGUAGAAUCUAGAUCUCAUCCUAUGUCCUCUAUACUAAUACUAGAUCUAUAGUCUACUAGUACUAGUAGACUAGACUGACUAGAGUAGAUAGUAGUUAAGUAUAGUAUUAGUUAGUAGUAGACUAGAUGAGAUCUUGAUUUAGUUAUAAAUUCUAGUAAAUGAGUAGACUGGUCUAGAGAGAAACAAGUAGAAAUUUAGAUCAAGAACAAUUUCAGAUCUAGUAGAAAGAUUAUCAGUGGUCUGACAGUGUCAGUGAAACUUGUAAAAAGUGUCCAUAGGCAUUAGUCAAUGAUAAGUCUGUUAAGUCAAGAUGAGACAAUCACAUGCAUCAUCAUUUUCAAGAGUUACCAUUAGGAGCAAGAACGAGAACAUUAGAGUGGCCAGCCAACAGAUCCUUGCUAAAGUGAGUGGUGGAUUGGAAUUACUCUACAAACACAUACAGGAUGGGGACAGAGAGAACUGCUCACUUGAAGAGAAAAAGUCCACAAAUGAGGAUGGACAUUUCAUUCCAGAGGUGAAUGAAUUAUUGGCUGAACGCUACCAAGUUGGCUCUCACAUCACAAGCAAUGGUCAGUCAGCUGUUCUGGUCAGGGCAAAGGAUCUCUACCACAGCCUGCUGCCUGUCGUGGUUAAAGUCAUCCACUGCACCUACUUUGCUGUUGGCCUCAAAGAAAUUCAAAUGUUAAGGAAAUUAAAGAAGGCCGACCCAAGUUGUGUAUCUCAUACAGUCCAGCUUCUGAAUUCUUUCCUCCACCAAGGCCACAUAUGUAUGGUGUUUCCCAGCUACGACAGCCGCUCAAUCGCUCAAAUCUUUUCACAAAAAUACAGCAACAACCAGCCAUUGCUGCCAGCUAUAAGAAGAGUCACAAGGCACCUACUAUCUGCACUGGCCUUUCUAAAAACACAAAACAUAAUCCACGCUGAUAUCAAACCAGAGAACAUUCUCUUACAAGGUGAGGACUUAGACACAGUGACAAUUCUAGACUUUGGAAACUCUCUGCAUCACACACACUGUGAGCUGUCCCUCUACUAUGACGACUUCGAGUUGCAGACAUUGUCAUACAGGGCUCCUGAGGUACUCCUUGGCAGCCAUUUUGGUGUUGAAAUAGACAUGUGGUCUCUUGGAUGUGUUUUAUUGGAACUCUACACUGGUCAUGUCAUGUUCACUGGAACCCACAGGGCAAGCUUGUUGAAACAGAUGAUGACACUUCUCGGACCACUUCCAAGAGAUAUGAUUUUUAGCGGCAAAUUUUCAUCCCAAGUGCCAAGUUUUUUUGCCUGUGUAAAACCUGGCCCCUUUGGUCUGAUGUCAUCUUUACCAAAUCUAAGGGACUACAGCUUUGCCAGCUUCCUCUCUGGGUUGCUGACAUACCAGCCAGAUGAAAGAUUGACUCCAUGGCAAGCAUUACAGCAUCCAUUUAUGGCUCAAGAGAUUUGCAUUGAGUUUUUUCUUGGAGAGACUCCUGGCCAUGGGUGUGUAAUGAGUUUUGACUACAAGCACAAGCAAGACACCAGGACAAUGUGCCCUUCUAGCACUAGGACAAUGUGCCCCUAUGUGCCCUCUAGCACCAGGAGAAUGUGCCCCUCUACAUUUGAUCUACUGCGCUGUGGCACAUCAGCAAUGCCGCACAUGUCUAAUGUGGCCUAUGUGGAGCCCCUCAACUCUGUGGCUAGGGAGGGACCAGUUUUGCUGGGUCAAGGGCAUCCAUCAAAUGCUGUAUGGCCGGGUGAUAGCCCAGCUCAUGGGCUGGUCAACGUGAUGCAGUCAACAUGCAUCCAGUCGGAGAAAAAAGAUACUCAAGUGAAAUACGAACAGGAAACAUUCCACCAACACGCCACAUCUGACCAAAUGGCCACAUCUGACCAAAUGGCCACAUCUGACCAAUUCCAUUACAAAACAAGUGUUGGCUCUUUCAAGAAACAUUCAUUUCAAGUUGAGUCAAGAGACAAGGGCAGAGAUGUCACCUUGACUCUACAAGACGAAGAUUUAACAACAGUUAGUCCAAAAAUAGCAGCCCCCCCUAGACUGGGGGUGUCCAGCUCUCCAAAGAUGGAGGUAAGCGACAGGCCCACUGUGGACACUGGUCAGACCAGCAGCUGCAAGCCAUGGUCCUUUACAUCUGAGCCACAAUCUUUUAAUGACUUGCUUGCAAUUAGGGACAAGAAAAAACAUUUGGACACCUCGUACUCUGCUGGUAGUGGAUCAUACAACACCUCGUACCCUGCUGGUAGUGGAUCGUACAACACCUCGUACCCUGCUGGUAGUGGAUCAUACAACACCUCGUACCCUGCUGGUAGUGGAUCAUACAACACCUCGUACCCUGCUGGUAGUGGAUCGUACAACACCUCGUACCCUGCUGGUAGUGGAUCAUACAACACCUCGUACCCCGUAGAAGAUCAAUUUGCGUUUGUGGUUUCCCUACCUCAGCAGAUUCAAGUUAAAAAAAAGCGUGCUUUUCCUCAUGAUACACUACUUGAAGCCAAAAAAAUGAAGAUCCCUCAGCAACACAAGAGGCAACCUUUUAGCCAACUAGAGCAGCUGGUGCCUGCCAAAUCUACACAGUUAGGAUUAAAUUCCCAGAAAACUGCUGUGUUCCCCCAAAGAGUAAAAAACUGGAGCGCCCAGAUGAAAAGUGCUGGAGGAUCAGCAAGGUCUCACACUGCAACUAAACUUACAAACAGCCACAAUGGCAUAGAGCAACCUUUAGACAACAGCAGUGGCAUAGAGCAACCUUUAGACAACAGCAGUGGCAAAGAGCAACCUUUAGACAACAGCAGUGGCAAAGAGCAACCCUUAGACAACAGCAGUGGCAAAGAGCAACCUUUAGACAACAGCAGUGGCAAAGAGCAACCUUUAGACAACAGCAGUGGCAAAGAGCAACCCUUAGACAACAGCAGUGGCAAAGAGCAACCUUUAGACAACAGCAGUGGCAAAGAGCAACCCUUAGACAACAGCAGUGGCAAAGAGCAACCCUUAGACAAUAGCAGUGGCAAAGAGCAACCCUUAGACAACAGCAGUGGCAAAGAGCAACCCUUAGACAACAGCAGUGGCAAAGAGCAACCUCUAGCCCACACAGUUGGGCAGAAACACACAAAUGAGCUGGAAAUUCUUUUGUUGCCGUAGAGAAACAGAAGCUUCAGAUCCAAGACUGCAAGUUAUUAGUCGACAUGGCCUAUUCCAACUACUUUGAAUUGUCCUCGACCCAGAUGUGAUUUACAAUGUAAUAAUGUCAGCUGAUUCAUGUCACAUGAUAAUUAGUGUUUGUUGUCAGUAAUUUUAUUACAAAAAUUGAAAAUAUUGUAAAAGUUGUAAUUGUAAAUAAAAAUAGCAACCCUAAGAGUAUUAGUGUGUAGAAUUUGCCAAACAUGAAGCCCUCAGCCAGGUAUAGAUUGAGCUUUGACCCCAGUGAAGGUUCACUUUACAAGGGAUUAAAAAAAAAAAAUAUUCAUCUAGAGGACUCAAAAAAUGAAAAUGUGCUUUUCAGACGUAGGUCAAACAGAUGUACUGACAUUUGUGUAAUAUUGCACAC
This is a messenger RNA of Physella acuta, 3649 nucleotides long. RefSeq names its product serine/threonine-protein kinase MAK. Gene Ontology annotation, molecular function: ATP binding; protein serine/threonine kinase activity. The record is from RefSeq and is a predicted model, not a curated record. Gene Ontology annotation, biological process: peptidyl-serine phosphorylation; peptidyl-threonine phosphorylation. NCBI's taxonomy places the organism in Eukaryota, Metazoa, Mollusca, Gastropoda, Physidae.